Messenger RNA from Caenorhabditis sp. 36 PRJEB53466, 8006 nucleotides. NCBI's taxonomy places the organism in Eukaryota, Metazoa, Nematoda, Chromadorea, Rhabditida, Rhabditidae. The record is from the annotation of a GenBank genome assembly.
AUGUUUGCUCAAAAAAUCUGGAGUCGUCGUCGUCGUCGCCGCGACGCUUCGUGCUCUUCGGGGUGAGUGAAUCCCACCCCGCGUGCACACAUGCACAUGUGUAAUGCGGAUACGUUCUGCCAACAUCUCCAUCCCUGACGGGCGGCUCCCUCCCAGCGCCAAAUGAAAUGGGAGAUGUUUUGGGCGGCCGUCUCGGUUUUCACCAUCGAACCAGUGCCUCAGUUCACCCGAAAACCGCAAUACAACUCGUGAUUCUUCGUUUUGCAGACGCCCGCUUUCGUCCGAUGUGAACGUCUUCUUCCUCGACGACGAAAUGCUGCUGAUGAGCACCUCCGCCCACAGAUUUCCUCCAGGUGAGUCCGCCCGUUUUCCGCUUCGAUUCGCAUUCUGAAUCGACGAGUUUGCAUGCUCCGUUUGCGCUGUGUCUUCCGCCGUUUCCCCUCUAAACUUGUUUUCUUUUCCACUUCUCGCAUGUACUGUUCCGCAAUGAGAUCACGCUCUGCUGAUUCGGAAGAAGAAGAACUCUGGAAAGGGUCACUGUAGGUUCGUUUCGGGUUCAGACUCAUUGAGAUCCCUACUACGGGAAGCAAAAUUUCUUCUCAGGUUCUUGAUCUUUUCCUCUUUCUGUCGCACCCUUUCAAUCCGCAGCCACACUCAUCGAAUACACGCGAAUCAGUGAAAUUCCACGCCUUCAUUGUGCACUCAUAACUGGAAGAUUACCCAGAAAGAUUAAGGAGCAAAAAGUGCGGAACAAAUUGAUGAGGCCGCCGUAGGGGGAUUAAAGGAUCGGGGGCUGUAGCCGCGGCGGCUCUUCCCUUUCACAUACCAUUCAGGCCGGAACUUUUGCUCGAAUUCCACAUUCCCACAUCCACUUUUCAUUACUACCUCGGAUGAAUGCUAAUCUGAGGAGUCUCCCCCAGAAGAGGAAGACCGCCGCGCGUUGAGCUGGCUGAAACUGUGUCGGAUAAAGUGCGAUUUUCUCUGAAAUUAUCCAAAGCCGGAGGUCGCCACUUUAUCUUAUUUGUGUGAUUCAAAACUUAUGCACUCGUUCCUCGAUUCUCCCGUCAUUUCCCGUCGCCGUAAGGAAAGGCGACGGAGUUCCAGUUCACACCCAGUCAUUGGGUCGCCAUCUAACCCCCUCGUGCCCCGGUCAUUCGAAACUGAGAAUAGGUGCGGACUGGAAACAGCGUGAGAACCGUCCGAGGUGUAGCAAAAGCAUGAAUAAAGACGGGAAACAUUUACUUUCCCAAGUUGGCUCGAUAUUUGAUGACCAACGUCGUCUGUCCGUCCAUCUGUUGCAUCGAUCCGCCUAAUUAUCACUCUCCAUGGGCACCCGUGCCGUGUCUACACUUCCGUUUUUCACCUCGCGCGGCACGCUUUCACGGGACACACUUCUGAUGAGAGAAGAACACACGCGCAGAUAUCACUGAGGCGAAAGAGGAAGUAAGUGGGCGGGCGGGCAUACUGUACGUAGACUGUAUUGAUUGAGGCCGGAUUGAUAAGGGGAUUAAACGGAUAGCGGGGGAACAAAACGGAAGGUUUCGCUUCGGAAAGAGCAUUCCAAACAAGAGAUCAGACCGUCAUAGACUGUGAAUAGUUGUGCAAUGCUCCAGCUUUCACUAGGAAAUUACUAUGAAUAUGCUUAACAGUUUAAUAUGCAGCUUAAUCUUACUCGAAACUUCUAGAAAGUACAAAAUUCCCAACGAUAACCAUAUUCUUUAGUACCAGCCGGUGUUUUUCAUAACAUUCUCCAAGUGAGUAGAACGUAAAUCCACUCAUCACUUUCACUUUCGAUGCGAGCCAACUCCCUUUCCGAUAAUUCAUUCCUGAUCAAACAAAGUGCUAGUUACUCUUCUCUUUUUCGAUGUUACCAGUUUUUGUUGUUGAAAUGCUCUGAAUAGUGCACUUUUGCCCAUUUUCCCAGAUACAUUAAACUUUUGAAUGUAUGUGCAAAAUUGGCCGUUAUCCUCUGUGUUAUCGCCGCAAAAAUACCUCGCUAUUUUGAGUUUUCCAUUCGUAAUCAGUUGGCUAAAAUGUUUUCAAAAGUGUUUCAAAGGGACAAGUUCAUAGUCCGACAGCCGCCUCCCCUUCCUUCCGAUCGUGUAAUCUGCAACUCCCUAAAUAGUGUUCAUUUCUGGCUCUCUCCCUCUCUUUCUCUUUCUCCUUCUCUCUCUUCCUGCUCAAGUUUCAUGCGAUCAUUGCCUCGGUCCGAAUGGCUCCAGACUCCUCCACCCGCAUCCCUCACACCUCGUCUCUCACCUGGGUGUUCGCAUCCGGCUGCGCUUUCUUCGUCUGUCUCCGAGUGGGCGGGGCCCGCCAAUGCGCCCGCACUCCUCCGCGACCCCACCCACUUUCUUGGCCCCACACAGCUCUUCUCUCGCUCUAUCGUGUGCGUGUGCGUGUCUUGUGAGUAGUACCAACAAGAAGCAUGGCGGCCAACAUUUGUAUGCGAAACGGUUUCGAACUAUUCUCUUCUGUCACGUCUCCAGGCACCUCGGACAUCGACCUCGGACUCUAUUGGAAGGACGCGGAACCCGACGCCAAGUACCUGUGCCUCGAUUCUCCAGUUGAACGUGAGUUUUUCUCUAAUUCUUCUUCUUAGUGUCCAAAUAUCUGAAAGAGACUAUGGGCGAUUAGGAAGGAAUGCGCCCUUGUAAGCUGCGGAUAUCCGGACAAUAUUCGGGGGAGUUGGAUUUGAAUUUGCAAACUUUUUUCUUCGUUUUCUGUCUGCUCUUUCGGUCCUUUCCCAACUUGAACUGCUUUUCUUGCUUUCCAAAGUGGAUAAGUCCUCCGGAGUCUGUGAAUAAUUGAGCAAAGUUCUGGCCUUCCGACUCCACCGAACUUUCACUUUCUAUGACUCACUCUCUCUCUCUCUCUCUCCCUCUUCUGAUAACUCAUUCGUGAUCAAACAAAGUGCUGGUUCCUUUUCUCUUUUCGCAAAAAAAAACUUCCAAUCUAAAUCUGAUGGCCUCGAAGUUGUGCCGCCGCUGAAAAAGUGUAAAACAAAACAAAAAUCCAUUAACUUUUUCGAUUUUCGAUUCUCCGUUUUCCUAAUCGUUCGCCUCCAUUCUUCUUCGCGACUUUCUUGUUUUGUGCGGCCGAUGACUCCUGGAGACUGCUCCCUCGCAGCGGCUGUAAUCGCCUUAUCUCUGUGCACAUCACAUGUACAUAUCCGGUAGCGAAGGAGGCACAUUUCAACAAGAACCUAAUCGCUCGAAUAUCGUCAACUUCCCCCCAAAUUUUCCUUCUUUUCGCAACUUUUCUUUCUUUCUGGGUCACAACUCUAUAUUUGGCAUUGAAAGGUGUACGGUAAUUGCCCGACACGACGCCGAGUAAACUUCGCCUCUUUUUUUAGUAACUUUCUUAUUUGUCGAGGCAAGACAUUUCGUUUUCCUAUUCGACGUGUUGUUCAUGACGUGGCAAAAGUGUGAAAUUGAAAUGAGCGCCCGAAAAAGAGGAAGAGAAGUAGUUUUGGCGGUUUUGGCAGUUUGCCAACGCCUUCAAAUGAGCCGUUUUAUGAGGCUUGUUAGGCCGUGACGCGGCUUCUCACUCCGAGAGCACUUUUUCGCCCCGAGAGCCCGCCCGACACCUCGCCGUGGGUAUCAUUAUCGAGUGAGCGUGAGCCGCCCCAGAACUUGGCACCCCCUAAUCUUCGAAUCAAAGCCCGACGGGUAAUUUGGCUAUGAAAAGUUAAAUGGUUCCGUUUUUCAGAACGUCAGCAGCAACCGAUGACAGUGUGUGCCGGCUGUCGAUUGGGUAAGUGAAGGGGAGCGAAAAAGGAGCGGACAAAGAGUGAUUUCAGAGAUUACGGAUCGGUACUUCUUGCGGGUCAAUCCAAAUCUGGAGUUCCAUUCGCACUGCCUAAAGGUGAGUCCCCAGUGGAUGAUCGGCUCUUCGGUAGCUCCAGUCCGACCUCAAAAGGCAACAUUUUCGCGCAUGACUUGACGCAUUGUUCGUUCUUUUAUAUUCAACAUUUUGAUGUGAGUGUGUGUGUGUAUGUCGGAUUUCCAUUUUGCAUAUUAUUCACAAGUCGCCUCCACCUCUUCCCUCCAGUAGUCGUGAAUUAUUCAGCCGUUUGAUACCUUUCAUUCCGGACCAUUGUACUUUUUGCUCUUCUCUCGCUCCCAAAGCGAAAAAGGGCGCCAAAGGGUCAAAGGCGAGGAAGAAGAAGAAGAAGAAGGGGGCGAAAUCAGAAGUGUUGACCAGGAAGAGAGGGCUCGAAUUACUGCGCAAAUUCGCGCAUUUUGUUGAUUUUUUGAGUGCGGACUUUGCGUGACCACCGGGGAAGGACUACCAUCUGUUCCCUCAGGUCAUGCGACCGACCGAUCCGAUGAAUAUGUGAGUUUUGCAGUGUGUCCAGUGCGCCCGUCCGCUCGACGAAAAUCAGACCGCAUUCGUCAGAAAUGGCCAGACAUACUGCCGGGAUGAUUACAGAAGGUAGGUCAAGAAGAAGAAGAAGAAGGGGAAGAGGAAGACAGGUGCCCUUCGCAAUUAUGUGAUCGGCCGCGGAGCACCUGCGUCGUCCUUGUCGCGGCGACCGCUUACUUCCGAGUAUUCACGAGUACAAUAGACUUUUGGGGGGCACGUGUUGACUCACUUACGAUACAUUACAAUGAAAUAAGGUAGGCGGUGGGGGUCUAUUAUCGGCGGAAACGAGGCAGCACCACGCGGGAUGCAUUUGCAUAAAAGAGGGAUAAAUUACAAUUACACGCCACUUUGACUGCACAGUUCGCCAAACUUUUGAUUACUGUAGGUGCGAGUGACGUGGCAGUUGAUACAUUGGGGAUUAGAUUAGAUCGUGGCGCAACGCAGAACUAACACUGUUUCGAGAGGGUGUCAAUCAUACACACGAAUCCAAAAGAAGCUAAUAGGAUCGGCCACACCCGUCGUUCUUUUUCGCUUCUUUUCCUGGGCUGAGCCUGAUAAUGAAAGGGGUCUGAGAUGCCGCGGAAAUGGAGCAUCCAAGCGGGAAAUGCUCGCGUAAUCACCCUCAAACCCACCGCCUUCUGACGCCUUUUCCGCUCUUCCGUCCCUUCCAAAAAGCCGCCAUCUGGAGGCAAAAGGUGUGAAAAGAGAGGAAUUGUAUCAGAAACAAACAUCCCCGCUCCUUUUCAGUCUGUUCGUCACCCGAUGUUCAAGAUGUCAGGAGGAGUUCAAGACGACUGAUUACGUGAUGAGAGCGGGCCCGCAGACGGUCUUCCACGUCAGCUGCUUCUCGUGUGUGGCCUGCGAGAAGCGACUGCAAACGGGAGAAGAGUUCCAGGUGAGCAUGUUGACCGAUCUGAUGACAUGGUUACUCAAUGUUUGACUUGUUAUUAUGUAUUAUCCUAUUCGAUUUGAUUUGCAGAUCAAGAACAACAACUUGUACUGUGGAUCAGACUGCAUUUGCGCGGAACACCCGGACGCUUCGGCGUCGGUUCCCGAGUUUGGAAAACUUCAAAACAACAACAACAACAACAACAACAACUCGAGUUCGAACUUUGACGAAGACGAAUGGGACGAGGAGAGGUCGACGUUGACUUCCCUGGACAAUAACACUUCGAGUCCUCUGGGGUAAGUGAUCACUUAUCGAGCAGCCUUUUUUGUCUUGAUUUGAAUGGUAAACGAAGUGGGUGCAGGUGGAAAGGGCUCUCUGCCACUUGACACUUACUGCCCAGCCGCUUUUCAUUUCCGGAGGUGUUUACCAACAGUGUGCUCACCUAAUCUAGAGAGCAAAUGCACCUGGCUGGCAGCAGAUUGUCUUCUCCCUUUCAUCUCUCCCGCCUAUCACACAAAACACGUGUUCCUUUGGUUGCAGGUCUCCGAAAUCGGACGGCGUCCGAACUCCUCUCUUCGGUCACCACAGCGGCGGAUCCGGCGGCUCGUCGAGCAGUUGCGGGAAGAAAAAGAAAGACAAGCAGGCGACGAGAGUGCGGACGGUGCUCAACGAGCAACAACUGAGGAUUCUGAAAGACUGCUACUCGAACAACUCGCGGCCGGACGCAACGAUAAAGGAGCGACUCGUCGAGAUGACUGGACUGAAUGCGCGAGUGAUUCGAGUGUGGUUCCAGAACAAGCGGUGCAAGGACAAAAAGCGCCAGAUCCAGAUCAACGAGACGCGGCUCAACUCCGAAAGAGUACGUUUCCCGUCCAUGAACAGUCCGCAGUUGCCCAUGUUGUACUGUGAUUCACAGCCCUCCCUCACUCUGUUCUAACUCUCUCUUCUUUCUUUCUUUCCUUUUCCAGUCCUCACUGCCUUUCCCAUCUCCUCAUUUUUUCGUUGUGAUUGUAUUCGUUCGUGAUGUAUCGGCAUGAUCGGAGUUGCCCCCGAAUAAAGCGUGCUUUCCUGUCUUUUCCAGCAGCAUCUACAGUAACCCAAUUGGUCUAAUGCAGUGUGUGCUCCUAGUCAUCGUAAUUAGUUUUGAUUGUCGUCUGCACCCUAUCACCCCGUGCCCGCUCUCUCCUCUAACUCGAUUCGUCGUCGCGUCUCCUGCAAUCCAUCAGUGUUAAUUCGGAAGCCGUCGCUUCUUCUUCUUCUUCUUCUUCUUCCUCUUCAUCUUAGGUGAGACUCCGACUUUGAGACCACCCGGGACGGAUGAGCAUUUGUUUGUUCUGCUCUCGCUCUCUCUCUCUCGCGAGGGCGCCUCUUCGGGGGAACAUCUGUCCGCUGGCCGAUGGCUCCGUGUCAAUCCAAUUUGAGAUGUCGCCAUGGUUCGGAAAGGAUCGGUCAUCAAAAACGGACGAAAACGAGUCGCCCAUAAAACCAUUUCGGAACAUCAAAUACAAGGCUUUACUACUCGUUUCUACUCUAGACCUAAUUAGGUUUUGACGCGGAAGCGCCUCACCGAUUACGCAGAUUCGAGAAGGAGAAACGAACUAAAAACAGAGGGGACUAUUGUGAAGAAGGGAGCGCAUAUCAUAUCUGAAUUGAAAGCCAAUCCGUUUUGAAAACAAUAUUCUUCUUCAUCUCAAGUGCUUCUCUUCCCUUUCCGUUCAGUCUUUCGUGGCUCGUCUCACAUUCUGAAGAGGUGACGGAAAGGAGCCGUCCAUAUGGUUGCGCACACUCGAAAUUGCCCACUAUUUCACCAACUGUUUUGAUUUUCUGCUUGUCGUGUGCCAGCCAACUAUCACAAUAACCCACUUCGGCUCUCCAAAUGUUUACUCGUUGUUCGUUUGAAUUCGGAACGUCUCCUGUUGCGAAUCGGUAGGGACCGUGUAAACUGAGCUGUUUGUCCGUGUAAUCCGCGGUGUCAUCGCCCAGAUUAUUACGUGAUUCGACACGGCCAUUAAUGGAUAAAGCCAGUCAGCAUCCUACCGUAUUCCAACUACCGUAAUCGACGCAACUCGUUCCGUUUCUCCACUUUUUGCAUGGUCAGUGAACAAAUUCGUAGUGUCAUGUCUGCCGCCGCCGUCGCCGCCGCCUCCAUUAUUAUUACAGUGUCGUCUUGAUCUAAUUAGCGCGGCGGACGACACAGAGAUGCGCAGUGCGGUAAUUCGUUAAUUACUACCAGCCGCCCUUUCUACCGUACCCGUUCUCCCUUUCACCGUGUUUGUUUUUGUCGCGCACCCGAACCAUUCAACUGGAAACAAGCCCGUCAAAACGAAUGUAUCAUUUGCAGGAGGAAGUGCUCCAGAGGGUCCGGGUCAAUGGGAUCGGGCCUCUGAUGGUCCAACCGGCCACUCCGCACAUGGACACUUCCCUCGGCGGACCCCUCGACAUUCAGCACUUUCCCCAGUGGCCGACCAGUCCGCCGCCGCCGCCGCAGUUUGGAAAUCCAAUGGUAAAAAUAAAAGAGAACAACAUAAUUCAUUUCAAUUCUUUUCAGAUGUUCAGUUCUCCGAUUGAAAUGACGCCGUUCGGAGUGAGUUCGAUCCUGGCUCCAGUUGCCCCGGCCGCCGUCGCCCAGACUUCAGAAGUGAUCGGGCCGGCAGGAGCCGCCGUCUUCCCGCACUACUCUCCGCAAGAGCACGGAUCCUUGACCGCCACGUCACACGGCCUCGCUUCUCCCUCUUCUUGCUCCGAAUGA